UUCACCACUGUUCUGUGAUUUCUUAAUAUUUUGUAAGAGUCCAGACCAGGACUGAGUUUAGAGACAAACUCCAAACUUGCUUAAUGUUACUGGUCACACUCCGACACAUCAGGAGAAAUCGUCGGGUCCUGACAAACCAGUACUUCAGAAGUCAAGAUGCUCCUGAGGUGCUGGCUGGCUCUGCUGGUGGCUCUAAUCCCUGCAGCCUUGAGCACCAAUCCUGGAGUAAAAGUCAAGCUAACAGAAAAAGGCAUUGAAUAUGGAAAACUACUGGGCAUGGCUGCCCUGCAGACGAGACUCAAAUCCAUCAAAGUGCCAGACAUUUCAGGAUCGCAGUCAGUGUCUCCCAUCGGCAAAGUCCAGUACAGUUUGACAAAUAUGCAAAUAACCAACAUUGGAUUACCAAAGUCUGAAGUGGAUCUGGUGCCGGGUUCUGCAGUCAAACUGUCUAUUGGUGAUGCAUACAUCAGUCUGAAUGGACACUGGAGGGUCAAGUACCUCCGGUUUAUAAAGGACAGUGGCUCCUUUGACUUGAAUGUAAACGGACUCACAAUCACAACAGGCAUUGCCAUCAAGAGUGAUGAGACAGGACGACCAGCCGUCAGUAGUGUCAACUGUGCAGCUACUGUUGGCAGCGCCAAAAUCAAGUUCCACGGUGGAGCCAGUUGGCUGUACAAUCUCUUCGAAAAAUUUGUUGAUAAGGCUUUGCGUAACGCACUCCAAAAACAGAUCUGCCCUCUGGUGGCCGACGCAGUGUCUGAUUUAAACCCUCAUUUGAAAACUCUUAACGUCCUAGCCAAGGUGGACCAGUAUGCAGAGAUCGAAUACUCCAUGGUGUCAUCGCCCAUCAUUUCUAACUCCUCUAUAGAUCUGAGCUUGAAGGGUGAAUUUUACAACAUUGGUAGGCACCAGGAGCCUCCAUUCUCCCCCAAAGACUUUUCCCUGCCGCCGCAGAUCAACAACAUGUUGUACAUCGGCAUGUCUGUCUUCACUGCCAACUCUGCAGCUUUUGUCUACGACAAAGCAGGAGCCCUGAGCCUGUAUAUCACUGAUGACAUGAUCCCAAAAGGUUCACCUUUCCGACUCAACACCAGAACAUUUGGAGUCUUCAUCCCUCAGAUUGCUCAGAAAUUUCCAGGCCUGAUGAUGAAACUGUUGGUGAAGACGGUGAAAAAUCCCAUCAUCACUUUUGAACCCAACAAUGUGACGAUUCAGGCCACGGCCACAGUGACAGCUUAUGCCAUCCAACCCAACUCCACACUUUCCCCACUUUUUGUUCUAAACUUGGAGACCAGCGUCAGUGCCAAUGUGUUUGUUAGUGGAAUGAGGUUGGCCGGAUCCGUCACCCUCAACAAGAUGAAUCUGACCCUGGGUACAAGUUAUGUAGGACAGUUUCAGGUCAGAUCUCUCGACAACAUGCUCCAAAUGCUCCUUAAAGUCGUAGUGAUACCCAAACUGAAUGUUCAACUUGGUAAAGGGUACCCUCUUCCUACGAUUGGAAAAAUGAAGCUUGUGAAUUCCCAGCUGCAAGUCCUAAAGGACUACAUGCUGAUCGGGACAGAUGUUCAGUUCACGGGUUGAACUGUAUUCCUGAGGAUUCUUUUCUGCUCUGGGGUCUGUCACAAUAAAAGAACAAUCACAGCUGGAGGACAUUUGCUGGACAGAAAUUUGAAAGAAACAACUAAAUGAGUUUUAAUUCUCCUAAAAGAAUAAGAAACUCCAGCUUUGGAGAUCACCUUUGGUUUCUCAAUUUUGUUUUUCCUUUAUAUUCUUUUCCUCCUGUGAAAUGUGGAUGAGGGCAUCAGAGUUACUGCAGUCUUGUCAUAAAAAGAGAAAUUCUUCAGGACACUGUUUGCUGCUGUCACCACAAUAACCUCUUCUGAAAGAACAGGUGCCUUACAAUGCACUUCACUGCACUUUCUGCUGCUGACUUUAGGUGAAUUCUCCCUCAGUUUCCAACUUUGUCACUGACAGAGCGAUUCGGCAAAUGUGCUGACAUUUUUAUUGCAGUCUGGAGGAUCCUGUAAAAACGCCACAGCAUCAAACAUCGCCACUUCAGACAAAACACAGCCAUCAGUAAUUUGUGUUAAAGUCUCUCUUUGAUUGUUAAUUAAACCCUUAAAAACUCAUCUCUGUGUAUCAAAAUGACAUCUUUGGAAGUUUGUUCCAUGAAAAAUAAAUCCUUCCUGUUUUAAAAUGA
This is a messenger RNA of Amphiprion ocellaris (clown anemonefish), 2200 nucleotides long. Its product is annotated as bactericidal permeability-increasing protein-like. Lineage: Eukaryota; Metazoa; Chordata; Actinopteri; Pomacentridae. The record is from RefSeq and is a predicted model, not a curated record. Gene Ontology annotation, molecular function: lipid binding. The transcript is spliced from 17 exons. Bases 157 to 1581 code for a protein of 474 amino acids.